This is a messenger RNA of Toxotes jaculatrix (banded archerfish), 1325 nucleotides long. It is a transcript of the gene isca1, whose product is annotated as iron-sulfur cluster assembly 1. Lineage: Eukaryota; Metazoa; Chordata; Actinopteri; Toxotidae. The transcript is spliced from 4 exons. Gene Ontology annotation, biological process: iron-sulfur cluster assembly. Gene Ontology annotation, molecular function: 2 iron, 2 sulfur cluster binding. Bases 21 to 410 code for a protein of 129 amino acids. The record is from RefSeq and is a predicted model, not a curated record. Gene Ontology annotation, cellular component: mitochondrion; cytoplasm.
GUGAUUUUAGCUGCAGCAACAUGUCUGCCUCCGUGGUGCGAGCAACCGUCCGAGCGGUCAACAAAAGGAAGAUGGUCGCCACAAGAGCCGCUCUGACACUGACUCCAGCAGCUGUGAACAAGGUUAGGUUGUUGUUGCAGAACAAGCCAGAAUAUAUUGGCUUGAAGGUCGGAGUGAGAACACGUGGCUGUAAUGGACUGACUUACACACUGGAUUACACCAAGGAGAAAGACAAAUCUGAUGAGGAAGUGUUGCAGGAUGGCGUGAGGGUGUUCAUAGAGAAGAAAGCUCAGCUAACCCUUUUGGGAACUGAGAUGGACUUUGUGGAGACAAAGCUGUCCAGUGAAUUUGUCUUCAACAAUCCCAACAUCAAGGGCACAUGUGGCUGUGGUGAGAGCUUCAACAUCUGAGCAUCGUGGAGCCUGCAUCCUCCCACACCAUUCCUGCUCCAAACCUUGUCCCAUCCAUAAAGACUGAAUGCUGAGGCGGAAGUAGGGCAUAAAGAAAUCUUUGAGAUGUGGAUGUGCCUCCUUUCCUUCCACUGCUCUUCCUGACGACCACACACAUACAUACACUCUUGGAGCAUACAUGUUCACGCUUAGAGGAAGGUUUAACCACAAUCUGUGUAGUCAAAACCAUCUCAGCAUAAUCAAUUUUAGGUUCAGAAACCUCUGACUGUCGACAACUGCUUUUAUUCAUUCUGGGCUCUGCUUUUAAAAAAAAUGGAAUGACCUCAAAAACAAGGUGUUAAUUUAGUGACUGUCUGCCAUUUUACAUGUAUACGCACAUUAUUUUCCUGAAUUAAGUCAACUCUCACCAUGACCUGUAUGCAGGAGGAAACAACAAAGCCCAAGGACAUAUUCACUAAAGCAGAGAGUUGAUAAGGUGUAACUUGGUAAAGCUAAGAGGAUGAACAAUGAAACUAUCCCUGAAUUGACAGAUGUUAAGGCCAGCAUUACCUUGAUGAUCACACUGUAAGACAGUACACCAUUAUCCAGUGUCAUGUACCGGCAGUAUGCAAAAGUGGAGGAGUUUGAGUGUCUUGAAACUGCUUUAUCAGUUUGUAUAGUCUUUGAAAAGUUAAAAUAUAUAUUUAUCUCUGUGUAAAUAUAAAGAAUGUAAAUCUCCCUUGAACCACACAAACGCACAAAAAAAAACGCACAAAACAUGUAUCCCUCACAGUGUACAUGAGGUUUAUGUUGGGUUUUUUUUUUUUGCUUGAUCAAAGCCAGGAACUUGUGUUUGUAUAGACUGUGCGCUCUUAAGAUUUGUAACCUGUGCAAUAUGUCUGUGUAUAUAAGAAAUAAUAAAUAGCUAAAUCCAUA